Molecule: messenger RNA, 1497 nt
Organism: Sphenostylis stenocarpa
Lineage: Eukaryota; Viridiplantae; Streptophyta; Magnoliopsida; Fabales; Fabaceae
Source: the annotation of a GenBank genome assembly
AUGGCGGCACCCAACAACAGCAACAACGCAACGCCAAAAACCGGAACCCUAGGCGUAGGUCUAUCCCCUACUCCGCCCAAGUCCCAACGCGGCCACAACAAGCCCAAGUGCAAACAGUGCGGUAAUGUCGCUCGUUCAAGGUGCCCCUAUGAAUGUUGCAAGAGAUGCUGUUCUAGAAAUCAAAAUCCCUGCCACAUCCAUGUUAAGGGGAUGGAAUUUGUUUCUUUUGUUGUUGUUGACUUGUUGGAGUUAUCACUGCGGGCUAAUGGAGUGGAGCAGCACACUGCCACUCCUUGUAGGGCUGUUAUGAAGAGUUCCUGGCCUUUGUCUUCGAGCAAGGCAACCUCUUUGGCUCUUGGGUUCCUUAACCAAUAUUUGGAGUUAGAUUCCCAGCUUGGAGAUGGAGUCACGACUAGAGGGAUCAGUUUACCCAAUAAUGGACAGACAGAAAAUGGAGUGAGGAGGGGCUGGCUGAUGUCUUUUUCAUUCUUGGUUGAGUUGGUGCUGGGCCUGCACUGCAUAUUAGACCACCCUCCAACCAAAACUGUCUGGUCACUGCUGAAUCGCUGGAAUCUUGGUUUUGAGGUUGAAUUGGACUAUUCUGCCACAACUGGGUCAGUGUUAAAAGCUAAUUCAACUUUUCCCGACAAGACACCUUCUUCUGGUACCUCUGCACUUGAUCACCAACCCUUAGAACCACCUCAAUCAACAAGUGCCGGAAGAGUUGCAUCACUUCGACAACUUUCCAAUAGUUUUGCUCAGUUCAAUAAUUUACACCUUUCACUUCGUUCAAAGAAGCCACUGACUAGAAAGGAUGCUGCAGCUAUCAACGAAUGGAGAUUUGCCAAGUUAAAGGAAUACAAGGAACGAAAUGUUGAAGUGGAAAAUGAAGCUUUUGACAGAUACAUGAAGAAUGUAGAUUUACUGGAAGAAGUAUUAGCUGUGAAGCCUUUGGACGAUGAUGUGUCCUCUGCAUUGGAGUCUAAUCCUACUCCAAUGGACAACAAUGAGACAAUGAUCCCUGGGUUAAAAUUGCAGCUAAGAUCAAACUCUAUGAGAAGUGAUGGUUUGAGAAUGAAAAUACAACAAAUUGUAGAUGAGGGAUUAAAGAAGCUUGAGAGAAAUGCAGUAGAUGGUGGCAUGAAUGAAUCAAUUGAUGAUGAAGAUAAUAAAGCUUCAAAAAGGGGAAAGGGGAUGGAAAGGUUAACAGCUGUAAGUGAUCUUAUGGAUAAAAUUAACAAAGCACGAAGUGAGGAGGAUUUGAAGUCGUGCUUAGAGAUGAAGUCCCAACUAUUCAAUUUGGACGAAGGCUCUAGCGUGGUAGAUCUUAAAGACAAUGAAGUUAUUGAGAAUCAAACUACUGAAAGGGAGGUGGUACCAGCAAAAGAAUUGGAUUAUUCAUUACCGAAAUUUGUUACCACCACCGAAAUUGAUCAAGAAACUCUCAGCAGCAUAGAUAUUCACUUGUCUUCCCUAGAAGAUGUAGAGCAGUUAUGA